UCAAAUCCUUCGUAUGAUGGGACGAAUUGCCAACAGACGACACGGCCUGAAAGAGGAAGACGCUACCCGUCUCAUCCAGGCACUCAUCAUUAGCCGUGUAACCUACUCUGUCCCCUAUCUGACCCUCAAACCUCGGGAACGAGAAAAACUCGAAAUACUGAUUCGCCGGUCUUAUAAACAAGCCCUCGGUCUUCCACCCGGAACCUCGACACCACGUCUCUUGUCUCUCGGCAUUCACAAUACCGUCGAAGAGCACAUUGAAGCACACCUCACAGGUCAACGCGAACGUCUCAAGCUAACACCUGCAGGCAGGCAGGUUCUAACUCGUCUGGGCUAUCCAAUUCAAACCCUGGGCCACAGUGAAACAAUUCCCCUCACUGCUGCUUAUCGCACCAAAAUUUCAGUUGCCCCAAUACCCAAAAACAUGCACCCCGAGUUCCAUCAGGGGAGACGACAGGCUCGCGCCCGCACUCUUCAGAAGAAACUUCAAUAUGCCCGCCACGUCAGAUACACUGACGCCGCCAGUUACCCGGGUCGACUGGCCAUGGCUGUCAGCGUAAUCGACGAAGACAUGCGAGAAGUGACCACCGCGACCGUUCCUACCUCCCUCCCACUCGAGGCAGAAGAAGCGGCCAUAGCGCUCGCUAUCACGUCCACCCCAGCUAUCACAUCUCUUUCAAUAAUUACUGACUCGCAGGCGGCUUGCCGUAGUUUUGUCAACGGUCGCCUCUCCAGAUUUGCUCAUCGAAUUUUAACUAAUCACCCCCCUGAACAACUCCCUACAGUAUCCUUGAUAUGGACGCCGGGGCAUAAUUCCCUGAGCGGGAACGAACGCGCACACGCGUCAGCCCGAGCUUUAACCCUCCGGGCCCCGCCACCGCAGGAAGACCCAUCCCUGGUCCCCAUCCCCAUCCCCCUUACCUAUCGUGACAUCCUUCAACAUCUCCGAUUGAGUCGCCGCACCCUUCCUCCGCCGCACAAAUCUCUAACGAGGGAGGACGCUGUAGGUUGGCGCAUGUUGCAAACAAAUACUUUCCCCCACCUCAGCCUCUUACAUGCCAUGUACCCUACAGUAUACCCCACAAACAAAUGUCCCCUGUGCACCGAAAAGGCUUCACUAUAUCACAUCACGUGGGCAUGCCCUAAGAUUCAGGCUGCCCCCCCAGUUCCCAACCCAAACGCCGAGCAGUGGGAAGCUGCGCUGUCCAGCUGGGAUCCGGACGACCAGCGUAAUCUGGUCUCGCGGGCCCGUGCCGCAGCGACAGCUACAGGGGCCCUGGAAUGAGGGCUCCUCUCGCCUCGGA
Ixodes scapularis (black-legged tick) is the source of this 1304-nucleotide messenger RNA. RefSeq lists its product as uncharacterized. The transcript has a single exon. The record is from RefSeq and is a predicted model, not a curated record. Lineage: Eukaryota; Metazoa; Arthropoda; Arachnida; Ixodida; Ixodidae. Bases 17 to 1285 code for a protein of 422 amino acids. Gene Ontology annotation, molecular function: nucleic acid binding.